CUGCUUCAGAGGCUUUCCCUGUUUAAAAGCUAGAGUGGAGGAUGACGUUGAAAGGUUGUGGUAUACGAUGUAAGGAAAUCUUCAAAUAAAAUUACGAAUUAUUCAUACGUCUGGGGUUUGUGGCUUUUCACCUGCUGAUAGAUCGCUACAGAAACUCCUGAGGCUGUUGCAGUAUGAGCCAUGGGGUACGACGUCAAUCGGUUUCAGGGCGAGGUGGAUGAAGAUUUGAUUUGCCCGAUUUGUAGUUGGGUUUUGGAAGAACCUGUACAAGCACCACACUGUGAGCAUGCUUUCUGUAAUGCCUGCAUCACCCAGUGGUUCUCCCAGCAGCAGACCUGCCCGGUGGAUCGCAGUGUUGUUACUCUAGCCCACCUUCGACCCGUUCCCCGCAUCAUGCGGAACAUGCUGUCCAAACUGCAGAUCACCUGCGACAAUGCCAGCUAUGGCUGCACAGCUGUGGUGCGGCUUGAUCAGUUGACCUCUCACCUCAAUGAUUGCGAGCACAAUCCGAAGCGACCCGUGACCUGUGAGCAGGGAUGUGGAUUAGAAAUGCCCAAAGAUGAACUACCAAACCACAACUGUACCAAACACCUUCGCACAGUGGUACUUCAACAACAGGGGAAGAUUGCAGAACUGGAGAAAGCUUCAGCAGAGCAUAAACAUCAGCUGGCAGAGCAGAAACGAGACAUUCAACUUUUGAAAGCGUACAUGAGGGCUAUCCGCAGUGCAAACCCAAAUCUACAGAACUUGGAGGAAACCAUUGAGUACAAUGAGAUCCUAGAGUGGGUCAAUUCAUUGCAACCUGCUAGAGUAACCCGCUGGGGUGGCAUGAUCUCCACCCCUGAUGCAGUUCUGCAAGCAGUCAUUAAGCGGUCUCUCAUAGACAGCGGGUGCCCAAUGUCCAUAGUCAAUGAUCUCAUCGAAAACGCACAUGAGAGGAACUGGCCUCAGGGCCUGGCCACUUUAGAGACUCGUCAAAUGAACCGCAGGUACUACGAGAACUAUGUAGCUAAACGAAUACCAGGGAAGCAGGCAGUGGUGGUGAUGGCGUGUGAAAACCAACAUAUGGGAGAGGACAUGAUCAUGGAGCCUGGUUUGGUGAUGAUCUUUGCUCAUGGUGUGGAGGAGAUCUUUUAAAACAAACACAAUGUGUUCCUUUUUGUUUGAAUGAAGUUCAUAAUGAAAAGAAAGCAAGACUUGGCCUUGCCCUAACUAGAAUAUCUUCAGUGGAAAAAGAAUUCUACAGAAUCUUCACAUCUAUUUGCAUUAUGGACCAUUUGACCAACGGCUUUUAUGCAGCUCAAGAACUGGCGUAAAGGAUGAGCUUGCAGCUCACAGAACAUUUGUCACAACCAUUGUUUUUUAUUUAUUCUUUCAAGAUUAAAAGACUAAAGGCAAGAAGGACAAUUCUGAUGCCCAUUCCAGUUCUUGCUGCCACGUGAGAAAACUAACAUUGGUGGCGCUAUUUUACCUUACCGAUAGUGGUUUGAGUUGUGCUCUGAUACCUGAUUUACAUGUUUGUUUCUUUGCCUUGUUGCAAACAGAAUAGUAAUGGACAAUAUUUCUAUUGUAGAAGCUGCUGCUACACUGUGGUCGAGUGUAGAAUACAAAAGUGUUUCUGUGAUCAUUUUGGAGGGAAAGUCUUUUCAGGUUGCUCUGUUUGAGCAGAGCUCACAGACAAACUUAAAACAAAUAGAUUUUAGUCCUGUAUGUACAAUAUGGCUUAAUAUCCACGAAAGCAAUCAAAAUAACUCUGAUUUGCUGCAAACAAAAUCUGUCUAUGUUCAGGCAUGAUCAAAAAAGUUUUUUUUAACAAAACCCAAGUGAGAUGUGGGGUAAUGUGUGGAACAUGAAUAAUCACUUGAAGUGUGGUUUACUAAGUGACCAGUCAGGCUGAGAUGAAUUUAAUUUGCAACUGCUACAGGGCAUUGCAAUUGCAUUCACCUUUUUUUUUGUUUUACUUUGAACCUGUGCUAAUAUUAAUCACUUUAACCUAAAUCCUACCUUCUUUUGGAUUUGCCUUGAAUUGAAUUAUUAAACUUGAUGUCAAAUGAUCUCUGAACAGAGUUUUGUGCAAGAAUGGCCAAAAUUGGAGUGAGAUGCCUCCAGUGGGGAAACAACAAAAAGAUUGGCCUUUUUUGAUCCUGUAACUAAACCUGCUUUUAAAAUCUUGUAAGUAUUUUAUUGUGUGAUGUAACCAGGAUGCCAUCUUGAUUUUGAAACAGUCUGUCUGUCUGUGUACGUAUGAGAGAAUCUUUUCAUGUAAACUUCAAAAGUAACCUGGCUACUUUCUCCUGUGGAUGGAUGUUGAAUGCAUGUUUGCAGGCCACAAAACUAUAAUGAAGGCUGAACUAGUAAAGGAUUGCAAAAAAAAAAGAAAAUAUGAAUGAAAGGGAUCCUAAAAAGCCCAAGUAUAACAUGUAUAUUUUAAAAAAACACUUAAUUCACCUGGCUUUGUUUCAGUGGAACUGACUGAACUAGGUAUCAGUACUUUGGUAUCUGUACCUAAUAUUGGACAUUUUAACCAACUGCAAAUUAUUACAUUUGACCGAAAGUAGCCAAGAAUGAUCAGACCGAUUUGUCACUGGCAACAGGUUUAGAAUGUGGUGCUUCAAGUCCUAACUUGAUGAAGAGAGGGAAAAUGCCGUUAACCUAUAAAUUCUAACUAAAACUCAUGUCUGUAUGUAUUAUUUUGAUUACAGUCUUGCUGUUUGACUGGGAAUUUUUAAAUUUUGUCCACAAAUAGGUGAAUUCUCUCCUUCCGCAUUCAAAAUUUUAAGUUUACAAAAACCCCUUGCAAGUGUGCAACACGGUUUAACUUUUGUUUGGGCGAGAAACUGGGUCGAUGGUGUUGAUUCAGUCCUGGGCAGUUUUUUUUUUAAAAAAGCUGAGUUCGGAUCCAGCAAGUCUUUAUCACAGUCCCUUGUGCAGUUCCCUACUCCUUUCAAAUUGUAGGGAAAUCUAGUCCAUAGGUCUUGAAUGUGUGUCAUUUUUUGAGUUCAAAUCUAGGGGAUAUUGCUUAAGGUUUGUUUCAGAAGGAUAACAAUUACACUAUUUAUUUUGAAUUAAGAGGACCUUCAGUGUUUGGACAACAUGAAGGAAUACUCUUUCUAUUCAACUUGGGAGUGGACUCAGGAAUGUCAUCACACCCAUCCAAGGAAGUGUCACUUUUAUUUUUCCAUGGAAUCCACUUCAGUGUCUAAACCUUGGGCCUCCUGGAUUCUGAGAGUUUUCCAACAAGCUAAAAGCUAUUUUAAUGUCUGAUUUCUGGUUAAUAAUCAGUCCAAAUAUUUUGUCCAGCAUCAUAAAUGUUUUUUUGGAGGGCUUAAGAUACAAAUUUGUGCACCAAAGUUUGCAGUAAGUGACAUGACUGUGACACUCCCUCUGCACACCCAGGGAAUCCAUCAUGACCUUUUUUUUUCCCCCAGGCGACUGGUAAUUUAACAUGCAAAGGUGCAGUAAGGGCCUUCCCCUCAAGUUUAUUUUAAGUUUUAAACCAAUUGAUUUGCAACAUGUGUCACACAGUCCCUUUUUGGAUGUUUCCAUUUGGAUCUUGAGGUGGCUUGACAUUGCUAAGAAAAAUGAAACUUCCAGCUUGCUGGUUGGCUGUGGGCAGAAAGGUAGUUAGUAUCUGGUCUGGUCCUGUUUUUUUUUAAGUCAUCUGUAUAUCUUUCCUGAAAUUGUGUGACAAAAGUGACUUUGAGUGCCCUUGAUUAAAAUCUAUCCAAAUGCAGUCAGAAAGGAUUUUUCUUUAAAUCGCCUAGUUAUGUGCAGAAAGCUAUUGUAGUGAUGACGGUGUUCCCAAGCCUGCUUUCAUUUAGUGCCAAGGAUUCUGUAUAAUCGUAAAGGAGCUAUUUCCAUUUCCAGUUUUACACCCUUGACUUUGAGACUAAACAAAGAUACCUAAGAAUAUCCUCGUUGGGAAAUAAUGUGUUUUUUUUCUUUAAAAAAAAUUCUCUCUGUCUCUCUGCAUAUCUCAAAAAGGAGCUAGUGGCCAUUUGGUCCCAAAUUGACAUUCUACAUUUAUCGAGGGACAUUUUUGAUUGAGGGCAUUCCAGACAGGCUUAUCUUUUUGAUUUUUAAAAAAUAUAUUUUUCAGUUAUGGUCACUGCUUUUUAAGCAGUCAGGUGCAGUACCCUGAUGUGUUUUGUCCCUCCAUAACCAGAGGAUGCUGAGGUCAACUAUAAUCUGUCCGGUUGCUGCCCAGUCUGAGAUUGCCUACCUCUGCUCAGAGCAGAAAUUUAAAUUCUUGGUUACACUGGGGGAGAAGAGGGGUGGGUAUCUUUUACCUAGCUUCUUGGAGCUUUAAAGUAACUUCCAAUGUGAUGGAUGGAAAAGCAGAAUUUGGCCACUGUGUUAAUCCUCUCUGGAAUAUCGUCCUGCAGCAGCUGAUUGGAAUUGUUGUCUAUUGGAUAAUAUGCAUAGAAAAUCAAAUAGUAUUUUAGAAACUGUUAUCUUGCAGUAAAACAAGCAAACUUGUAUGAAGUGUUUUUUUUAAUGUUGCUCCAGAAAACAAUUCAGUACUUUUUUUUUUAAUUUUAUAAAGCUAUGUAUUGUCUCAGUGUGUGUCUUUUUAAGGUGGACCUUCUGAGUACACAAGUUUUAUUUUGUGAUUGGCGAAUGUUUGCAGUCCAGAAUUGUCUCCUGUAGCUGACUAGUUGUGAUGUAUUUGAAAAGCUGUGGCACUUGGUAUUAAUGAUGAACAAAACACUUUUCAUAAAUUAUCUGUGAAAUAAAACUCAUACUAUGUA
Messenger RNA from Hemiscyllium ocellatum (epaulette shark), 4751 nucleotides. It is a transcript of the gene rnf41, whose product is annotated as ring finger protein 41. Gene Ontology annotation, cellular component: plasma membrane signaling receptor complex. Gene Ontology annotation, biological process: tumor necrosis factor-mediated signaling pathway; regulation of canonical NF-kappaB signal transduction; positive regulation of JNK cascade. The record is from RefSeq and is a predicted model, not a curated record. NCBI's taxonomy places the organism in Eukaryota, Metazoa, Chordata, Chondrichthyes, Orectolobiformes, Hemiscylliidae. The transcript has 6 exons. Bases 181 to 1137 code for a protein of 318 amino acids. Gene Ontology annotation, molecular function: ubiquitin protein ligase activity; zinc ion binding.